CGAGGGAAUGCAUAUAUAAUGUCAAGGCUUCCACCUCUGCCUACAUGGUCUAUUUUAUAAGGCUUGCUUGUUACAGUAUCCUAACGUCGUUCCCUAUCUUGUUUGUUUUGCAGCUCCAGCAUCCCCCGUUGUCCUCCUGAAUUAGCCGUGAGCCACACUUCACUGUGAGUCCUCCUGCCGUGGCCCUCGGCGUCCUUAAUGCUGCCCACGACCUCGUCAGUACAGCAGCCUUCUCUGAGCUAAGAUGACGGUCGCUUCAGAGACCCUGGGAAGAGGCCCCUCCCCUUUGUGUGUCUGAGGCGCCGCACAUCAUGUAAUGAAGACGGCCCCCAAGUGUCUGCUGCACCGAGGGUCCGUUGCCGGCGGGAUAUGAGUUAUUUUAGCCCCGUGUCCGACGACAUAUCCAACCUUGUGGGAUUUGUGGGAAGCCCAGAAGACUACGGCCGAGCCAUGCAGUCUGAGGAGCUGUUCAGCAGGAAGCUGAAGGCCCUGAACGGGGGCAUGGCCCCGGGGUCCUCCAGCGCACAGGGGAAGUCCGACGGGCUCGGCAAGUCCAACGGGAACCCCGCCAUGCCUAAGAUGGGCGUGAGGGCCCGAGCGACGGAGUGGCCCCCGAAGAAGGAGGGCUGGGACGGGAGGCCUUCCCCCAACUACCAGAGCGUGAUCCCGGCCUUCGCCAACGGCCAGCAGGACCAAAUCGGUGAGAUCCUGGAGGAGGGCGAGCCCAUCAUCCUGGACCCGGACUACGCCGACAGCAAGUACACUCUGAGCGAGCUCCUCAGCCACUCCCCGCUGCGGGGGCUGCACCCGAUCCGCCAGCGCAGCAACAGCGACGUGACCAUCAGCGACAUCGACUCGGAGGACGUCAUGGACCAGAACGCCGUCAACCCCAACACGGGCGCCUCGCUGCACCGCGAGUACGGCAGCACGUCCUCCAUCGACUGGCAGGGCCUCACCGCCGACGGCUUCUUCAGCAUGCUGCGGGGCUACCGGGCGGACCCCGCGGACCACCGCGGCGCCGCCCCCCCGCUGGGCUUCCCCGAGCUGCUGCGCUACGACACCGCCUUCUCCCCCAGCCUCCAGACGGCGGCCCAGAUCGCCCGCGGCGAGAUCGUGCAGAUCUCGGGCUACGACUACAUCGACAGCUCGCUGCUGUACAGCCGGGAGCGGGAGAAGUCCUUCAUGCGGCGGAUGAAGUCGGAGACCUCGGAGACCUCGCUGUUCCGGAAGCUGCGGACGAUCAAGAGCGAGAGCGACGCCCUGCGGCUGUCCAUGGAGGACGACCGGCGGCCGCUCAGCUUCCAGAAGUGCUUCUCGCACUACGACGUCCAGAGCGUGCUCUUCAACAUCAGCGAGGCCGUGGCCAACAGGGCCACUCUCAGCCAGAGGAAGAACACCACGACCGGGGCGUCGGCCGCCUCGGCCGGGGGGGGGUGCGGCCAGGGAGGGGGCGGCGGCGGCGGCGGCGGGGGAGGGUCCGGAGGCCCCAUGGUCGGAGCGGCGGGCCCCGAACCGGGAUGUAGCGGUGGGAACGCGGGCAUGUUCGAGUCUCCCCUGGGCAGCCGCGAGGACUUGAACCCCAAGGAGAACCUGGACACGGACGACGGCGACGGGAAGAGCAACUACCUGGUGCUGAGUUGCACGCACUUUCGCAACGAGAUCGGCGGCGAGGGCGAGAGGAGGAUCUCUCUGUCCAGGGCGAACAGCACCAACUACACCGGCGGGGGCGAGAGCUGCUCCUUCGAGUCGUCCCUCAGCUCCCACUGCACCAACGCCGGGGUGUCGGUGCUGGAGGUGCCCCGGGAGAACCAGCCCAUCCACAGGGAGAAGGUCAAGCGCUACAUCAUCGAGCACAUCGACCUGGGGGCGUACUACUACCACAAGUUCUUCUACGGGAAAGAGCACCAGAACUACUUUGGCGUGGACGAACACCUGGGCCCAGUGGCCGUCAGCAUCCGCAGGGAGAAGCUGGACGAGGGCAAGGAGAAGGAGGGGAUGCAGUACAACUACCGGGUCACCUUCAGAACCAGCCAGCUCACCACGCUGCGCGGCGCCAUCUUGGAGGACGCGGUGCCGUCCACGGCCCGCCACGGCACCACGCGCGGGCUGCCCCUGAAGGAGGUGCUGGAGUACGUCAUCCCCGAGCUCAACAUCCCCUGCCUGAGGCUGGCGCUCAACUCGCCCAAGGUGGCCGAGCAGCUCCUCAAACUGGACGAGCAAGGGCUGAGCUUCCAGCACAAGGUGGGGGUUCUGUACUGCAAGGCGGGCCAGAGCACGGAGGAGGAGAUGUACAACAACGAGGGCCCCGGCCCCGCCCUGGACGAGUUCCUGGACCUGCUGGGCCAGAGGGUCCGCCUCAAAGGGUUCUCCAAGUACCGGGCGCAGCUGGACAACAAGACCGACUCCACCGGGACUCACUCCCUCUACACCACCUACAAGGACUACGAGCUGAUGUUCCACGUCUCCACCCUGCUCCCCUACACCCCAAACAACCGGCAACAGUUGUUGCGGAAGCGGCACAUUGGCAACGACAUCGUCACCAUCGUGUUCCAGGAGCCUGGAGCUCUCCCCUUCACGCCCAAGAACAUCCGCUCGCAUUUCCAGCACGUGUUUGUUAUCGUCAAAGUCCACAACCCCUGCACUGAUAACGUCUGCUACAGUGUGGCCGUCUCCAGGUCGAGAGACGUGCCCCCCUUCGGACCGCCCAUCCCGAAGAGCGUCACCUUCCCCAAGUCGGCCGUGUUCAGGGACUUCCUACUGGCCAAGGUCAUCAACGGAGAGAACGCGGCGCACAAGUCGGAGAAGUUCCGAGCGAUGGCCACACGCACCAGGCAGGAGUACCUGAAGGACCUGGCCGAGAACUUUGUCAGCACGGCCACCAUCGACUCGGCCGUCAAGUUCAGCUUCAUCACCCUGGGGGCCAAGAAGAAGGAGAAGGCCAAGCCCAGGAAGGACGCGCACCUGUUCAGCGUGGGAGCCAUAACGUGGAGCGUUCGUGCCCGGGACUUCGGUCAGUCGGCCGACGUGGACUGCCUGCUGGGCAUCUCCAACGAGUUCAUCGUGCUCAUCGAGGAGGACUCGAAAAACGUGGUCUUUAACUGUUCCUGCCGCGAUGUGAUCGGCUGGACCUCAGGCGUCAUGAGCAUUAAGAUCUUCUACGAGCGGGGCGAGUGCGUCAUGCUGUCGGCGCACGACAACUGCGGAGAGGACAUCAGGGAAAUGGUCCAGAGGCUGGAGAUCACCACCAGAGGCUGCGAGACCUCGGAGAUCAUCCUGCGGCGCAACGGCCUGGGCCAGCUGGGCUUCCACGUGAACUUCGAGGGCAUAGUGGCCGACGUGGAGCCCUUUGGCUUCGCCUGGAAGGCCGGGCUGCGGCAGGGGAGCCGGCUGGUGGAGAUCUGCAAGGUGGCCGUCGCCACGCUCACCCACGAGCAGAUGAUCGACCUCCUGCGCACCUCCCUCAGCGUCAAGGUGGUCAUCAUCCAGCCCCACGAGGACGGCACCCCACGCAGGUAACCACGGCGGCAUGUGGCUCAGAAGGGUCGAGCGGGUAGGGUGCUAACCGGAAGGUUGCUGGUUCGAUCCCCGGCUCCACCUAGCUAGAGUGUCGAGGUGUCCCUGAGCAAAGCACCUCGCCCUAACUGCUCCCGGCAAGCUGGCUGUCGCCAUUGCAUGGUUGACUCCGCCGGUCGGUGUGUGAAUGUGUGCAUGAAUGGGUGAAUGUUGAGCAAUACUGUGCAGCGUUUUGAGUGGCCACUGGUUAAAGAAGCGCUGUAUAAAUGCAGUCCAUUUACCAUUUAACUCAUCUCGUUGGGGCUUUUGUGGAACAUUCUGGACCAUGGAAUGUGUUAAAUAUGGACUAUUCUAGUCCCCCUGUCUUUGUCUGACAGUGAAUAAGCAUGUCAUAUUUGGUAGUAAUUGUGUAAACAUUGUAGAAAUUAUCUUGAUGUUUUAGGGGGGAUUUCCUUCUGACAAAAAAAGGGUCAUACUGAUAAGGAAAUGUAAGACGCAGCAAAUUUAGGAGAUCUUUUCCUGCGUGUCGGGGGAUUAGCGUUG
Molecule: messenger RNA, 4056 nt
Organism: Gadus chalcogrammus (walleye pollock)
Lineage: Eukaryota; Metazoa; Chordata; Actinopteri; Gadiformes; Gadidae
Gene: sipa1l2a
Product: signal-induced proliferation-associated 1-like protein 2
Exons: 8
Coding region: 370-3516 (1048 amino acids)
Biological process (GO): activation of GTPase activity; regulation of small GTPase mediated signal transduction
Cellular component (GO): cytoplasm
Molecular function (GO): protein binding; GTPase activator activity
Source: RefSeq, a predicted model, not a curated record